AUGACUCGGGCAAACAACAAUCACUUUGACUUCAUUCUCUCACCAAAUCGCGAAGAUUCACUGAUCGCUCAAAUGAUAAAGUUGAACAGUAUUCUGAUGAGGGUCAAUGAUGCCAUCAAGAGUCUCACAUCUGAUGUUGACGUGACCAACAUCGACGAGACCGUGUCUCAACUGUCACAAGAGCUCGAAGCUUGGGAAGUGGCUCUACCCCACAACCUUCGCGAUACCCCGAGCAAUCUCCAUGCCUUCGCCUCUCAAGGCCUUGGGCGGAUCUUCAUUGCCGUGCACACUGGCCACUAUCACUACAGUCAGCUACUGUACUACCAGUACCUAGACGAAGUUCAGCGCUUCCCUACUUCACCAACAGCACAGAUGUUCGCGCGCAAAUGCAAGGAGAACGCUAUAUCCAUGUCACGUAUCAUCGACCUCGCAAACACAACACCUGGCUGUGACGCCAAAUUCAACAUGCUCGGACACAUCAUUGUCAUUACAUCUUCAAUCUUUAUCCACACUUUGCUGUUCGAAACGGACGAAGCCGAGAUUGCAAAUGCCCGUGCCACACUAGAGCGUCAUUUCAAUACCCUCGUCGCUCUGCGGGCGUACUGGCCAGCACUGGAGGUUUGCUUCGCACGGCUAAAGACGUUCCAUGAGCUAUGUCGCAAGAGUAUGAACACCAGCUACCGCAUGGAUCGGUGGAUGUUACGGUUCUUAACUGAAUUUGCGCGACCAAUCGACGAGAAGGAGCGUGAUGAGGAUGGCCAUAUGGACUUAGAUCGCUGGAGUGUGGGUAACAUCGGAAUCAGUCCCGAGAACUGGGCAUAG
Messenger RNA from Colletotrichum fioriniae, 822 nucleotides. RefSeq lists its product as uncharacterized. Gene Ontology annotation, biological process: regulation of DNA-templated transcription; DNA-templated transcription. Gene Ontology annotation, cellular component: nucleus. NCBI's taxonomy places the organism in Eukaryota, Fungi, Ascomycota, Sordariomycetes, Glomerellales, Glomerellaceae. The record is from RefSeq and is a predicted model, not a curated record. Gene Ontology annotation, molecular function: zinc ion binding; DNA-binding transcription factor activity, RNA polymerase II-specific; DNA binding.